Messenger RNA from Chroicocephalus ridibundus (black-headed gull), 1998 nucleotides. RefSeq names its product CDC like kinase 1 (gene CLK1). Gene Ontology annotation, biological process: regulation of RNA splicing; peptidyl-tyrosine phosphorylation. Gene Ontology annotation, cellular component: nucleus. The record is from RefSeq and is a predicted model, not a curated record. The transcript has 10 exons. Lineage: Eukaryota; Metazoa; Chordata; Aves; Charadriiformes; Laridae. Bases 860 to 1711 code for a protein of 283 amino acids. Gene Ontology annotation, molecular function: protein tyrosine kinase activity; protein serine/threonine kinase activity; ATP binding.
AUUAUCUUGACUUGGAUAAAAAAGACAGUCCAGAUCACAGAAGAUGUGACAGUGCUAAUAAGAGGAAAAGGAGAUCUUUAACUGGUCCACAGGAGAACAAGCACUGCAAACGUGAUCUUUCUAAACUUCCUGACAGAAGAGUCUUCGAAGGAAAAGAUCCAGGAGUGUAGAGGAUGAUGAGGAGGGUCACCUGAUCUGUCAGAGUGGAGACGUACUAAGUGCAAGAUGUAUAGAAAACUUUUCAAAAUUUAUUAACUUUUCAGCUAGAUAAGUUCUUUUAGCAUAAGAUGUGAGGGGGCUUUGGAAGUCUUUUCUUUCUGUCUUGACUAUUUUUUUUGUUUGGGGGUGGGGAUUGUUAUUCUUUUUCUGUAGAACUUAAAUAUUAUUUCUUUUUUCCCUUUUUUUUAUUUUCCCCCCAAAAUAGUAAAUGAAGUUAAUGAACCUACUAGAAUGAGAUCCCCAUAAAUGUGCCUUGAUGAGAGUUGUCCAGUAACAUCUCUCAAACUAGAUAUUUACAAUUUAAAGAAGAAAAGUCUAGAAUAAUCUUCAGUGAUAGUACUUAGUCUUUUUGUUUGUUUUUGUUUUAUUUUUAUUUGUUUGCUUGUGUUUUAAUAGCUGAGUGACUUGCCACCUUCUGUGACUGAGAGUUCUUUUCUUUGUAGAUGAGAUUGUUGGCACUUUGGGUGAAGGUGCUUUUGGAAAAGUAGUGGAAUGUAUCGAUCACAAAGCGGAAGGUAGACAUGUCGCUGUGAAAAUAGUAAAAAAUGUUGAUAGGUACUCUGAAGCAGCUCGUGCAGAAAUACAAGUUCUGGCACAUUUAAAUGCAUCGGAUCCCGACAACACAUAUCGCUGUGUCCAGAUGUUGGAAUGGUUUGAGUACUAUGGACACGUCUGCAUUGUUUUUGAGCUGCUGGGGCUCAGCACCUAUGACUUCAUUAAAGAGAACGGCUUCCAGCCAUUCAGGCUGGAGCACAUUAGGCAGAUGGCAUAUCAGAUCUGCAAAUCUGUGAACUUUUUGCAUUUGAACAAGUUGACACAUACGGAUCUGAAACCGGAAAAUAUUUUAUUUGUGACAUCUGACUAUGUCGAAGAGUAUAACCCCAAACUGAAAUGUGACGAACGCACACUGAAAAAUCCAGACAUCAAAGUUGUGGACUUUGGGAGCGCAACGUAUGAUGAUGAGUAUCAUAGCACUUUGGUGUCUACGAGACAUUACAGAGCUCCUGAAGUUAUCCUAGCACUAGGAUGGUCGCAACCAUGUGAUGUCUGGAGCAUAGGAUGUAUUCUCAUAGAGUACUACCUUGGAUUCACAGUGUUUCCGACCCAUGACAGCAAAGAACACCUGGCAAUGAUGGAGCGAAUACUGGGGCCUUUGCCAGAUCACAUGAUAAAGAAAACCAGGAAACGCAAAUAUUUCAUUAAAGACCGUCUGAAAUGGGAUGAACACAGUUCUGCCGGUAGAUACGUCUCAAGGCGCUGUAAGCCACUGAAGGAAUUCAUGACCUGCCAUGACUCUGACCACGAGAACCUCUUUGACCUCAUUCAGAAGAUGCUGGAGUAUGACCCAGCCAAGCGCAUUACUCUGGAAGAGGCACUGAAACACCCAUUCUUCUUCCCACUGAGAGGGCAAAAAAGGCCACUGUCCCCUGUAGCUGAGCAGGCUGAUGCAGGUGUCAGUCCACCAAAGAAACAGAAACAUAAAAAGUGUUAAUCUAUUUAUUGUACAGUUAUUUUGUAAAUGCCUUAUUUUGUAUUGUGACUUUUUUGGAUACUGAAGUUUAAUCCGGCUGCUGACAUAAAACUUAUUUAAGAAAAAGAUGCUGAUGAACCUGGUUGUUUCCUCAGUAAGUAAAAAUCUUGGGACACUUUUAACAUGGAGAAGAACAUCCUCUACUGUAUAAAAUAUGCUUCCUAACAGGCAAAAAGGUAUUUUAAUUAUGGUUUUGCUAUUUUAAUUGUUUUAUUCAACUGUCAUUGGCGUAGCAAAAGACCUAGGAG